AAAAAAAAUGUCUAUGGACGGCCGCUUUCGUUUUGAUUGUUGCUUAGCGGAGGGACCGAAGCGAGAGAGAGAGAGAGAAAGAAGAGAGGGGGCCGGACUUGUGGACUAUCAUAGUUAUUUAAAAUUUUCUGAAGUGGAUAUAUAGUCUACUAGAUCUGUGAUAGUUCUCUUGGAUUUAUAUUGUGGUUGUUCCACCAAAGGAAUAGUGCUGCAAGCUUCCAUUAUAUGAAUCUCGGCUAUUUCGUGUGUGUGUCUCUGGUUUAAUAUUAACCGCGGUAGUUUGUUUUUUCAGUUAAACAAAGCAAUGGAUAUUUUGUUUUUUAACUAAUGGUCUAAAUUUCAAUGGAGUUUGGUUAAAAUGUUCAGUGUGACACUAUUCAAUUUAUAGUAAGUCCAUAAGAUUAUUCUAGAUACAACAUGUUAUAUAAAAAAAUGGUAAUACAUCUCAGUCUGUAUUAUAGGUAGGCUAUAUCUUCACUGCUAGCAUCUUGAUCUAGUGUGCAUGAACCAACGCUCGAGACCACGAUGGCGAGGGUAUAUCCUACCAAUGUAACAUAGUCUGAAAAGUAUCGGUAGUCUCUUUCGAAAACACACACACACAUACACACGUAUAGUAAUCCGAACUUGGAUUAUCUGUUAUCCUGCUGUUGCCUGUGGAUUACAUUGCCGCCUUAAAUCUAGCAUUAACAACUAACAAAAUAUGUGUGUAUAUCUACUUUAUUGACACAAUAAUUGUGCUUGAUAGUGUGCUGUGUCAUUCUAAAAGUUUAAUUACUUGUGAUCCAAAAGUGAAUUAAAUUUCUUGAAAAUAUUAUUCAGUGGAUACCUUCUCAUUUCGUGAAUUGUUUGUGCAAAGAUUUUUCUUACAAAUUCUACUUGGAAGUGGUGGAAUCGUCUGGGAAUUUAUUUUUCUUGCGCGAGCAAAGGGCGUUCUUUCUUUCACAUAAUGGCUCGAUGGGCACCUGGGUAUAUUUACUCUGUCCGGCGCCCUGCCUGCGCGCUAGGCGCCUUGGUGGUUCUCCUACUGCUGUUGAUCAGCCCAGCCUGUGGCUUCGGCCAGGAGAAAUGUCCCAGAGAAUGUGAUUGUCGGUCCAGAGGGUUCGUGGACUGUAGCUUCAGGAAUCUCAACUUUGUCCCGAAAGGAAUACCAAAAACUGUGAUUAGACUAGAUCUUCAAGGCAAUAAUUUAACUGUGAUUCGAAAAACAGACUUACAAGGUCUUGCCAAUUUACGGAUAUUACAACUGCUUGAUAAUCAAAUACAGACAGUGGAGAAAGGCGCCUUUCAAGAUCUUACGUCUGUGAUUAGAUUACGUCUGGAUAGAAAUGAGUUAAGGACAUUGCCAGAUUUUUUGUUUGCCUCCAUGACAAAACUGGAAAGACUAGAUCUCAGUUACAACAACAUCCAGUAUAUCGGCAAGAAAACAUUGAAGAGUUCCACUUUGCUGAAAAACCUACAAUUAGAUCACAAUCAAAUUGUUUGCAUAUCAGACGCGGCAAUCCGACAUUUGAAAAACAUGGAGAUUUUGACCCUGAGUAAUAACAAUAUGACGUCAGUCUCGUCCAAUCUCUUUGAAAACAUGAAGCUUCUCCGUGUUUUGCGCAUCAACGACAACAAACUAGUCUGCGACUGUCACAUGGCGUGGUUCGCCAGGUGGUUGAGGAAAAAUCCAACUUUGGCAUUGUUUACCGAGUGCCACCAGCCGCUACACCUGCGCAACGCGGAGAUAGCUGAGCUUCAGGACAUUGAUUUCAAGUGUGAUGCCACAUUUGAAAACCGUCACGCUGUAGAGUGUGUGGAAGAAAAUCUGUGUCCCAGACAGUGUCGAUGCAGUGAAGGGGUGGUAGAUUGUCGCGACAAGGGCCUCACACAGAUUCCAGAGAACAUUCCAGAGUCUGCUGUAGAAAUCCGACUUGAAGAGAACCACAUCACCCAGAUUCCAGCCAGGGCAUUCGCUGACUUGACCAAUUUGAAAAGAAUAGAUCUUGGUAACAAUCAAAUUUCUCACAUUGCGCCAGACGCUUUCACUGGACUAAGUUCAUUGAGUUCUCUUGUUUUGUAUGGCAAUAAAAUUAAAGAUCUUCCACUUGGAGUAUUCAAUGGACUUACCUCUUUACAGCUUCUACUUCUGAACGCCAAUAAAAUCAGCUGUGUAAGAGUAGACGCCUUUAAAGACCUUGUUAACUUAAAUUUACUGUCUCUCUAUGACAAUAAUAUCCAAUCGUUGGCCAAUGGAACUUUCUCACCACUGAUCAAGAUCCAAACAAUUCAUUUAGCCAGAAAUCCUUUCAUCUGUGAUUGCAACCUCAAGUGGUUGGCACACUAUUUGGAAAAGAGUCCCGUGGAAACCAGCGGAGUGCGCUGUCUUACUCCAAAGAGGGUUCGGAAACAGAAGAUCAACCAGUUGAAACCGGAAAAGUUCAAGUGCAAAGGCUCUGACCACCACCGAACUAAAAAUGCUGGCAUCUGCUUGAUUGACAGGGAGUGCCCAGCAAAAUGUGUUUGUACUGGCACCACAGUGGACUGCUCCAAGAGAGAACUAACGGACAUUCCAGAGGACAUUCCCAUGUAUACAACUGACCUAAAACUUGGCUCAAAUAAGAUCUUACGAAUUAAAGCUGAUGGACUGUUCAAGAGGUUACCCAAUCUACAAAAACUAGAUCUCAAUGAUAAUGAGAUACAUGAAAUUGAAGAUGGUGCUUUUGACAAUGCAGACAAAUUGACAGAUUUACAGUUGUCCAGCAAUGACAUCUCACAAUUGACAUCAAAAGUUUUCCAGGGUUUGACAAAUGUUAAUACUUUAAUGCUCCGCGGCAACAAGAUCAGCUGCAUCAACAAUAGCACCUUCACCGAGACACCCAAGCUUCAACAGCUCUCUCUCUAUGAUAAUCAGAUUCGGUGCAUAAUGAAAAGCUCUUUCGAUCGGCUACACUACCUGUCUACACUCAAUUUGAUGUCCAAUCCAUUCACUUGUAACUGUCAUUUAGAAUGGCUUUCUGAUUGGCUGAAGACAAGGAAGAUCAUCACUGGCACGCCAACAUGCACGGCACCGCAGCCAGUCAAAGACAAAACAUUGAUAGAGCUGUCUCCUAAAGACUUUGUUUGUGAAGAAAAUAAUGAACUUGGUUGCCAUGUUGGUAUUCAGCCAUGUUGUCCUGACAGCAAUAUGGUGGUGGUUGAAAACAGUUGUGAUACCCGAGCCUACUGUCCCCCCAAGUGUACAUGCACUGGUACUAUUGUGAGAUGCAGCCACCAACAAUUGACAGAGAUUCCAAAAUACAUUCCUCCAGACACGACAGAGCUGUACUUAGAUGAAAAUGCAAUCACUAAAGUUCCUUACGAUAUUGGACUUUUGAUAAACCUUAAGAGACUAGAUAUCAGUUAUAACAAAAUAGUAACUUUACCUGCAAAGAUUUUUUCAAAUCUAACUCAGCUCUCAACUUUAAUCCUUAGUUACAACAACCUACAGUGUAUUGCAGACAGCAGUUUUGCCAAUAUGCAGAAUUUAAGAAUUUUAUCUCUUCAUGAGAAUAACAUUUCUACCAUACCCUACGGAACAUUUGACAGUCUGAAGUCUCUGUCACAUCUAGCCCUUGGUGGUAAUCCUCUCUUCUGUGACUGUAAAUUGAAAUGGCUCUCAGACUGGAUUAAACGAGAUUACAUCGAACCUGGCAUAGCUUCCUGCAGUGGGCCACCAAAUAUGAAAUCUAAACUUCUGCUUAGCUCCCCUUCUUCUUAUUUUGAAUGCAAAGGUGACCCUGACCCAAUUAUUGCUCAAAAGUGUGAUGUUUGUCUUACUAAUCCCUGCAAGAAUAGUGGGAAAUGUACAACAGUCGAGUUCAAAAGUUUCAGCUGUGCAUGUGCCCCUGGUUUCCAUGGAGAUGAUUGUGAUCAGAAGAUUGAUGCCUGCUUUGGAAACCCAUGUCACAAUGGAGGCAAAUGUCAAGUUUUAGACCAUGGAAGAUUCAGAUGUCAGUGCCUCAAAGGAUUUGAGGGAGACAGGUGUGAGACAAAUAUUGAUGACUGUGUCAGUAACAGGUGUCAACAUAAUGCCACAUGUGUAGAUGAGAUUGAGUCCUAUUCCUGCCGAUGCAAGGAAGGCUACACUGGGAAAUGGUGUGAACAUACAAUACCAUUUUGUAAAGAGGGCUACAACUACUGUGUUAAUGGAGCAACAUGUGUAGCUAAAACAGCUGGAUACAGUUGUGAAUGUGCUCCUGGAUUCACUGGUAAAAACUGCUCACAGAACAUUGACGACUGUAAGUCCCAUGCCUGUCUAAAUGGUGCUUCCUGUGUAGACGGCCUGGACUCGUACUCCUGCAUGUGUUCCCCUGGCUACUCUGGUCGCUUUUGUGAGAUAGCACCGCUGCUGGACUUAGUGCCCUUACCUAGUUCACAGGACAGUGCACCAGCCUGCCGGCUGCACGAGUGCCAGAAUAAUGCCAUGUGCUACCAGCCGGCAGGUUCCCCAGACUAUAAGUGCAAAUGUCCUCAAGGUUUUGAAGGUAAAAAAUGUGAAAAGCUCUCCAGCCUCACUUUUAAAGAGAAGGAUUCUUACGUAAAACUGAUGAAAAUAGAUUUCAGAAUGGAAACCAACAUAACCAUCGUAUUCUCAACUAAAAGCCACAAUGGAAUCCUGCUCUAUGCUGGUGAGCAGCAGCAUGUGUCUGUUGAACUGUUCAGAGGUCGCAUCAAGGUCAGCUUUGACAUUGGCAACUACCCAGGCUCCACUAUGUACAGUUAUGAAAGGGUAGAUGAUGGUCUUACCCACCAGGUCACCAUGAUCAUCUUUCAGAAAAACUUCACCAUGAGCAUUGACAGCAGUAAUGUUUCACGGACGGUCACCAACGAAGGCUCAAGAACACACCUUGACCUGCAGGAUCCACUGUACAUUGGUGGUCUGCCAAGUGCACUCAAUGCUCAAGCCUUUAAGAAAUGGCAUAUUAAAGAUAGCAGCAGUUUUAUAGGCUGCUUUCAUAAAGUAGUCAUCAACAAUAAACAGGUGGACUUGCUCACUUCCAACGAACGUUUCAAGGUCAUACCUGGGUGUGAAACAGUGAGCCAGAACCCUUGCCUCAACCAUCUCUGUGAGCAUGGACAAUGCAAGCCGAGGCGGCGCAAACCUGGCUACAGAUGCAAGUGCAAUCGAGGCUACUCUGGAACAUAUUGCGAUAGAGUGCCAUCUUGUAAGACAACUGUAUUCAAAGAUAUAUUUAUUGACCCCGUUACAAAGUGCAAAUCAUCUACCCGCAUUAAGUUUCGACGCUGCGAGGGCAUCUGCAACACGGGAUUCUGUUGCAAUCCCAAAAAAAUUAAGAACCGAAAAGUACGCUUGACCUGUGAGGAUAAAAGCAGCUUUAUUUAUGAUCUGCCGAUCAUUCGUAAAUGUGCUUGCAAGAAAUGUGACUGAAGGUUUUUUUUAAUGAAAAUGUUCCUUAGCUUUUCAAGCAAGAAACAUUUGAAAAAAAAAAAUAUUUAGAAAUUGUUAGGAUGGUGAUGAUGGAUUAGCAAACUCAUACCUGUGAGUUUAAGCUUCAUGAUUUUGAAUGUAAGAUGGAAUACUCGCUCCAUUGCUCUAAGAAUAACUGUACAGUUGUUAUUUGGUUAAAGACAAGCAAUAUGGAGAAGAAAUUCAUAACGAAAUGUGUAGAUCUUUUAAUGGAGACUCACAACGUCAGAACAGAAAGCGAUGAUUUCAUGUGAUUUAUUCCUUACGGUUUAUUAAUUUAUGAUUCACACUAUGGUCAAAGACUUUAUAAUUUACUCUAUAGUCUGUUGUUUUUUUUAUUUGAAAACUUAAUUAGCAGAAAUUCGAACUGCUAGUUAAGCUUGCAAUCUCACAUUAUUGUUAAGUCUGCUUAGUUUAAAGCUAAUAAAAUAAAUUGCUUGAUUAUGACAAAAAUUUGGCAUGUUAAUACUAAGCCUUCCUACCAAAGGAUAAAGACCAAUGACAGCACGACUUUGCCUUAACCAUAACAUUACUGUUUGACUUUGUAGUUUCUUUAUAUACAAAUGGCUUUAUUUCAUUUCUAUAAGACUAUUUGUGACUGUUAAUUUUUAAAUUUGUAAUUGAACACAAAUAUGGUUUUCUUAAAAUAUUGUUUUGAAGAAUCAUUGAUAAUGACUUAUUUAAAAAUCAUUGCAGUUUGAUUCAAACCUAGAGGACUUAUUGUGAAGUCUUUAACUUUAAUUUAAAAGAUUACUCAAGGUCAUAUGUUAUUAACACACAGUAUGCUGAACUUUAGUUUCAAUGUUAUUGCUAAUGCUAAAAAAGAUAUAAUAAAUAUUAGUAACUUAUAUGUAUAGCUCAAAUAUCUUCAUUUCAUUUCUAGACUUAUUUCAAAGUCUUUAAUUUAAAAGAUUACUCAUGGUCUUAAGUGAUUGGCACACAGUAUGCUAAACAUUUGUUGCAAUGUUAUUGCCAAUGCUAAAAAAUAUCAAAUAAAUAUUAGUAACUUGUAUGUAUAGCUCAAAUAUCUCCAUUUCACUUCUAGAAAAGUAUUUUCUGCUACGUCAAAGUAGAUUGCUACCUCAUACCUACAUGUUGUAUGAACCAAAGUUUUUCUCCGUCAAUCGACAGCAUUUAUUGUUUGUAUAAUUGUAUAAAAGUAUUUUUUAUUGAUAGAUUUGUCAGACUUUUAGCCUUUAGAAACUUGAAAACACUUUGACAAUCAGAAAAUGUUGCAGUAACGUCUAGUGCAUGUGCCAACAUGUAGUAACAGGUACUAUUGAAAUAAGCCAAAAUCUUCUUAUUUAUUUUUCUUUUCAAUAUGUCAAGGAUUUAUAUAUGAAGAAUGUCUGAUCAAACAUUUUAUGCCAAAUUUAUUGCUAUGGAUAUCAAAUAAUUGAUAAAAUCUAAAAAGGAAAAAAAAAAAUUGUUCAUUGUGGGCAUCCAACCAAUGUCAGCCCACAGUAUAAUUAUGAACUAUCAGAAAAUGAGAAUCAAAGCCUUAAAUAAUGUACCUGCCUUAUGAUCCUAUCAAAGUAUAACAAGGAAGCUUAACAACGUACAUUUAAAUAAUUAACUAAUGAAAUACACCUAGUUCUAACUUUAAUCAGCCACAAUCUGUUCAAGAUUAUUUAAUGCAAGAUGUGAGACUGAUUUAGAAAUGAAGUUUCAAUGUUUUAUUUGCUUUGUCCUAAAAAUAUCUCGAGACCAUUAUGUGAGAGAUAUACUUGUUUAUAUACAUAAAUUAUAUAUAUAUAUAAAUAUUGGUCUCAUACUUCUGUUGCUAUUGUACAUAGGAUUGUACCGACUUUUGUACACUAUAUAUUUAUGUGUUCUAAAUGUAUUUGUUGAAAUAGAUUAUGUAUGUAUACAUAUCUGUGGCCUGCUGAAUACACACAUUUUUUACAUGGCUAAUGCCGUUGCUGCAGUGCUGUGUUUCUUUGAAGCUUUAAGAUUUGAUUGUGACAGAAUUUAUGGUUAGUAAAUUGAAAGUAGCUUGUUUUAUUAGUUUUCUUACUUGAGUAUAUACAAAAUAUAUAAUACUGUAAUAAUAUUUUUUUUUGUCUAUGGUCUGAAUGUUUCAUAAUUUACUAUAUAAUGGUUAAAAAAGUGUCUUAAUAUUGUUUUAAAUUUAGCUAAUACACUUUAUGGAGCACUUUGGAAUAAAGUUAGUUAUGAUAUGCUAUAAUCAAUAUGCUUUAAUCAAUAACUUUGCCUAUAUUUAAGAAAGUAUGGGAAUUUAUUCAUUACAAAAACUGAUUUAAAAAGCUACAUAUGGUAUAAAACUAUAUGUUAACACUAUAUUAAUUUGUGAGAAUCUCCAAGGCCAGAGCAGUGUCAGCCAAAACAUUAAGUGAGCAUGGCUAGUGGCAAGACUUAUUAAUCAUAGCUUAUGUUGUGGGCAUAACUCCUUUACUAUAAACUAGUUUCUUGUAAAAAAAAAAUCAUAGCUUAUGUUGUGGGUAUAACUCCUGUACUCUAAACUAGUUUGUUGUAAAAAAAAAAAGAUAGAAAAAUUUUGCCAUAAAUAACAUUAUUGUUAUUUAAAUAAUUUUUUUUAAAUAUUAUUUUGUACAUUUCAUUAGUAUUUCUCUGAAAAAAAGUGACUCAGAAAUGAGUCAACUGAGUUUUAGAAGACUUGUUAUUCAAUUUCUUUUUUGCGAUGGACAUUUAGAGAAAAGUUUGCACAGCUAAAAGUUUUUCUUGAUCAUUGAUUAAAAGUCAAAUAUUUUUAUUGUUGAUUAAAUUUUUAGCUGUGCUAGUUUCCAUUGGCUAAACCAUGAACAAAAUGCAUUUAAUGGAAAUGAAUUGUUUGUAUGAUGUCCAUUUUGAUCUGUUUACAUGCUAAUGAAAUGUGUGCAUAGAACAUUGUGGGUUGUACAUGUCUGUUCAUGCCUUGUACACAUUUAAUUUUUUUGGUGUAAUUUAGUAAUGUAUUAUAGAUUGUUAUUGUCCUAUAUUUAUUUUUGCAUUGAUCUAGACUGAGAAUAUCUGUAAAUAUACAGAUAUAUGUGAUGUCAUUGAAACUUGAGUGUGAGUUAAAUCUGGCUCUGUUCUCUUUACUUCCCUCAAAGUUUGUUUUACAAAUCAUUCUCAAUGUAGUGUAAUGUAUUUAUAUUGAUUUCCUGAAUAAAAUUCUAAUUUAUUAUUUAGAAUUGUAUAGCUUACUGCUAAAUACCAAAACCCACAAAUGAAACAUUUUUUAACAUUUUUAAUUUCCUUGUACCACUUGCUUGUGACCAAAAAAAAAAAACCCAGAAAGAUAAUUUCUAUUUAAUAUGCUACUUUAGAACUAUUAAGUUGAUAUUUAUCUAAUUAAGAUUUGAACUCUGUCCUACUGAAUUAGUCAGAAUGAUUGUAUUUCACUCAUUGAAUCAUUUAUUAUUAUUACAAUAUACAAUUUAAACAAAA
Molecule: messenger RNA, 8860 nt
Organism: Biomphalaria glabrata
Lineage: Eukaryota; Metazoa; Mollusca; Gastropoda; Planorbidae
Product: slit homolog 2 protein-like
Exons: 36
Coding region: 947-5410 (1487 amino acids)
Biological process (GO): negative chemotaxis; axon guidance
Molecular function (GO): calcium ion binding; Roundabout binding; heparin binding
Source: RefSeq, a predicted model, not a curated record